Messenger RNA from Trifolium pratense (red clover), 3939 nucleotides. RefSeq names its product acidic leucine-rich nuclear phosphoprotein 32 family member B-like. The coding region runs from base 1460 to 2065 and encodes 201 amino acids. The transcript is spliced from 2 exons. NCBI's taxonomy places the organism in Eukaryota, Viridiplantae, Streptophyta, Magnoliopsida, Fabales, Fabaceae. The record is from RefSeq and is a predicted model, not a curated record.
GAGGAGGAGGAGGAGGAGGAGGCUCAGCCUAAGCCUGAUGAGUUUUUAGGACUCCCCUCUCAUGAGUCUGUAUUGUCUUUGUACGGGAGCCAUAUUGCCCGACUUCUCUACAACAAACAUAUCGUCUGGUUCUUCAAUGUGUCGGCAACAACAAAAUGUUGAACAAGCUGGUUACUUCGUAUCUUUGGUGGUUUGAUGAUGCCAUCGAAGCCACCGGGCUGGCAGACCUUGCCAGCACCGGUUACUUAUUUCUUGAUUCGGCCUUGUUGUCUGCUCUUGCAGAGAUGUGGCAUGACGAGACCAAUAGCUUUCAUCUUUCUGUCGGGGAUGUGUAAAAAAAAAAUCUUUAUGUCGAGGAGAUUAUAGUGACACUAAAUGACGUGUUAUAUCUGUUGCAUCUGACGUCUCCUGGACCACCCCGACAUCAUGACCAGAUCUAAAGUCGUUGACUUGAUGGUGGAGGUCAUUAGAGCAUCUCCCGCAAACGCUGGCCGGGAAGUUACACUUGCCAAAGAGCCUCAUGCACGGUUUAUAUACCGGAAGCCCCUAUUUUGAGGACGCGUCUCUAAUGCGCGUCAAGCUGAAUUGGGCGACGAUGAGGUCAGCAUGAAUAUGUACCGGAAUUACGCCGUCAUGGUAUACCUUUUAUUCUUGAUUGGCACCACCAUCUUCUCCAACAAGAGCAAGAGGUAUGUCGAUGUCACCUUUAUAUUAUUUUUUAUUUUUGAAUGCCCAAGAUUUCAGUGGACCUUUCCAUUCACAAGUGAGGAUCUGAUCACACAUUUCUUUCUUUUUUUUUUUUUGAUAAACCCUUCAGAAAAUUGCUUUUUAAGCCCCAUGGAUUGCUCUCAAACCCCCCUAAAAUUCCAAAAUACCCUCGCAAUUGAAACCAGUUUCGUUUGGUAAAUACAACCCGAAAGCAAUUGCGUUCGGUAAAUACGUGACGAACACGCUUGGGUUCGGUAAUUACGUGACGAAUACGCUGUGGUUCGGUAAAUACGUGCCGAAAGGACGUGAGAUACAGUUUUAAACACAAAACAUCUCAUUAGUUACGAUAAUCACAAGUGUUGAAGGUGGAAGGGCGAUUCUCUAGGGUUUAGGGUCGCAAAUUCGAAGGCAAGAAAGAAGAACAAGGUGAAAUUCGUUGACAACAAAUCAUUCAUCACCAACAAGUAAGUUUUCAAACUAAUCUCUCUUGUAUUGUUGGUUUUCUUAGGUUUCCACGAAUUGCUUUUGUUUUGGAUUAUAUUUAGAUUGUAUUCUUGAUUGUGUUGUUGAUUCCACGAUUUGGGAUGUUAAUUUAAUUUAUGGCAUAAAAUUUUGAUUCAUAGUUUGGAUUAUGUCCACCAAGUGUUUGAUAAAAUGCUUGAAUGAGAUUGAUUGUGUAGAUUUGUUGAUAUGAGUAACUGUGAAUUGGUUGUUUGAUAUAUGUGCACCAAGUGUUUGAUAAAAUGCCUGAAUGAGUAAGUGUGCAAUUGAAUUUAGUAACUGUUAUAGGAAUGGUUGUAUUUUUAAAUUGUUUACUGUUAUAGGAAUGUUCUUGAUUAUUGUUGUGUAUUUUGUUAUAGGAAUGACAGAUGAUGUUGGGCGAACAAGAGGUGGAAGGGAAAGUAGAUCACAUGGCUCUGCACGAAGAGAGGCUGCGAAGGUACAUAGAAACACAAGACAAACUAAGGGGAAAAGUGUUAUUGUAGAGCCUGAAUCUGAAGAUGAUAAUGUGGAGGAACAACAGUUUGAGGAUGAGCAUGAAGUGGACAUAGGGCAACAGGCGUCUGAACACGAAGAUGAGCAGGAAGUCGAAGAUGAGAUGGAAGUUGCUGAUGAUGUGGAAGAUGAGAUGGAAGUUGCUGAUGAUGUGGAAGAUGAGAUGGAAGUUGCUGAAGAACAAACACCACCACCACCAGAAAAAAAAUCACGUAAAAAGAAUCCGAGAACAACACAGGGAAGAAACCCACCACCUGUAUCAGAACCACCAGUUACAUCUUAUGAUGGUGGUCCAAAGGAGUUGUCGUUGUUGCCCGGAUUUGGGAAACAUGUUGCUGUCGCGAUUUGCGACACCAUUUGAUCAACUCAUCUCGCUCAUUGCAAUACGGUGCUUCAUAAAAAUAUUUUCCCGUGUCAACUUUAUGCUCAUUAUCACUGGGUUCCACAACAUUAACGGCCGGUUCCACAACAUUAGGUUGAGCAAUGACAAGUUCCACAACAUUAGGUUGAACAAUGACAUGUUCGACAACAUUAACAGAGUCGGGUUCAUCAAUGUUUGUUUUCAAUUCAUCCAGAGGUUCCCCCAUCCCAACACCUAUGCAUAUUAACCAAUAUAAUCAGACCCAAUCAGCAUACAUGUUUUAUUCAAUGUGUAUCUAUCAAACCCAAUUCAUUAAGUAACAUACUUUCAACAUAUUUCAUAGAAACACCAUUAAAAUUGAAAAAAAAAACCGAUUAAAGCAAAGAUUACCUUUUGUAUGACUCCAAAUGAGAUUAGGAUCCCUCUAUGAGUGAAGAAACGUUGAUUUGAUGCCUUCCAAAGCUCCCAAAAUCGCCUUAGGGCGCAACAAUCCGGAUUGAGUGUAGAAGAGGCUAUGACAUGACAGGUUCUGUCAUCUGCUCUAUAUAGGGCAACUUCGGUAGAUACGAACCGAAACUUGACGUUUUCGGUAGAUACGGACCGAAGUUUAGCGUUUUCGCUUCGUAUUUACCGAACUUAAAAUUUUUUAAGGGCAAACGCUCACUUCGGUAGAUAAGUACCGAAAUCAUGUCAUACUGUGAUGAAUCUGCUUAUAAUGCUGGCCUUAGCUUAAUGUCACAUACCUUCGGUACACAAUUACCGAAGUUAUGUUGUUUUGGUUUGUACCUACCGAAAUAUUUCAAGGGUAAACCGGUCAAUUUGGGGGGCCUGGGAGGAAUAUGGCAGGGCUUAAAAAGCAAUUUUCAACCCUUCACACAUUUCUUUCUGCACUUGAUUUGAUUAAUGAUGGGCCAGGCCAACCUCAUUUUCUACGUAUCCAAGUAAUGUUUCACAUCACCUCCAAGAAUUUCUAAUCCUUCUAGCUGUAAAGGCAACUUUAUACCUAAAAGUUAUACGUGGUGUGGGGGUAUAGGCUAGAUGUUCCAAGUUCAAACAACUCAGAACUCACUAUCCAACAACCAAACGUGCACUACUUACUUUUCCAUGUGUUCUUAUGACUCAUUUUUGACCAUAGCAUCAUUGAAUGCCAUGCAUCUUUACUAGCCAAGGCCAACCAUGUAAGCCAAAAAUUGCAAUAAUUUAUGUUCUCAAAUAGUAGAAAUUAGUUCAUGUGAGUGCUAGCUGCACGAGUGAAGAUAGUGAAGGCCCAUAACUAUGUUUCAAGCUACUAUAGAGGAAAUACAAACAAGAGUUAUUAUUAAAGUAAAUCCUCAUUUUGAUUCCUAAAUAUGUGAGGCAACAUCACUAUAUAUAGUCUUAAGUCUUAACUUAAAUGUAUUGAAAUUAUAUAAGCAUGUUUGUAUUGAAAUUAUAUAAGCAUAUUUGAGUAUGGCAUUUGUUAAUGAUUUCGUGGAUUGAAUUGACUCACAUAAGAGAAAUCUGAUGAUCAAAUUAACUAAUGAAUAACACAUUUGAGGAUCAAAAUCGCUAACGACAGACAUAUUCAAUGAUUAUAGUGAGUGUAUAGCGAGUGUUUGAUGUAUUGAAAGAAAAAAAUGAUUGUUUAGUUCUUAUUUUCAUUUUCUUUUGAGUAAAAAUAUACUAUAAUCCAACUGAUUUCAUUUUUGGAAUGGAAUGAAGAGAGACUGGAUUGUCUCCUGUGAAUGCCUCUCAAGUAUCCCUCCUGUGUAAUCUCAAUCACACUGGAGAGAAUGCUUUCUCGAAUGAAGAAGCAACAAUCAAUCAUCAAAAUUGACAUCAAUUGAAGCCUGUUAUUUUAUUACACUAUUUUUGCAAAGCAAAAUAUUUGAAUA